UUGUCACCUGUCAAAACAAACAAUGUAGACAAUUCGGUGACAAUGUCACAUCCAUAGUAGACAAAAGUGGUGACAUGGGACUUCCUACUGGUUCUACUCGUAUCAUUACAUUAGUAUGUAGUUUGACAGUUGUCCAAGUGAAAUAAGAGGAACAAAGCACAAGCCAUUAAGAAGCGCAUUGAAACCCCUAAUGGUUUGCUAGUUACCAUAGAAACUACUAGCACACAUUGAGUUUCCGUUUCGCUGGUUCAUUAGUUCAUUGGCCAAAUAAUGGUUCAUCUGGUGUCGAGUAAUUGUGAACAAAUAAGAAAAUUCGCUUUUGGUGAAGUUUUGAUUAAAAAUUAAAUCAUGGAUGAAUUGUCGGAACACACUUUCGCAUUGAAUUCAGUGAUUGAAUUCAAAGCUACCCACGAAGACGAUAAACAGCUAAAUUUAACCGACAAAACUACAAGCACGGAUCCAAUGCGUCCAAAAGCCGAUGCAUCAUCUUCAUUUAACGAGUGGUGCAAUCGAGGAACGCAAACAGUGGGAAUUAGAGCAAAUUCUAACCAGACCAUUAUUGACGAACGGCAACUGGCAACUUGGCUACGAAAAAUACUCCCAAACGUUGAAAGAGAACUUCUUAAAGGAUGCACACCAGACUUUCAAUCAGGAAAUACGAACAAAACGAAUAAUGACCUCGAAAUACAACCCUACCAAAAACUUUCGUUGGAAACUUUAGAAAACUCUCAAGGGAUCGCAAUUUGGCUGUCUGUGCAGACGAACAAUGCUCCAGUCCUUGUCAUAAGCACAAUAUUCCCACACGAUGAAGACUGGUGCGAGCACGUAGAACAGAAUCUCUUGUUAUUUGUCCCAAAGCGAGAACAGAACAAUUUAAUCGCUUGGAGAGAAACGAAGCGUGUUCCCAUUAAAGCCUGUCUUCGAAGUCUGUGUACCAAUCCCUACAGAAAAUGUAUGUUUGCUGGUUCGACUAUGGAUGGUGACAUUUACAUUUGGAACUAUGAGCAAAAUGUCAAAUGGUCGGGCAUAUCAGAAUUGUACCACAAUCCGCUUUUGCAUGGUUACGCUAUAGCAAUUGAUUGGACCAACGAACAUACUUUACUGACAGCUCAUAGCGGUGGACAUGUUGCCCAAUGGCGUUUGGGUGCAGAAUUAACCAUGGAGGCCGAGUUUUCUCUACGACUCACGCCGAACUCUCCAAUAGACAUAACCUGUCUGAUAGCGCUGAGCUAUAAUGAAUUUGUUGUUGGUUGUAAUGAUGGCUCUAUUCUGCAAUGUUGGAUCUCCAACUCUACCGCUGUAAAGCGCCAUUUAGAAACGCUACAAAUGAAAAAACACGUUUUCUCGACUUCAUCUCUACUAAAGGCCAAUUUUAAAGGUUACACUAUAUUGAUUAGCUGCGAUUUGAGUGGUGAAGUCUUCAUUCACGACUUGAGAAAUUCUCAUGAUGAGACUGAAGGAACCCUUAUCUCAAAGAUCCCCCUGCCCUUUACAAAUCUAAUUGCGGCUACACAAGAUGGACAUUUGCUGUUUUCGCCUGGGGAAGACGGUUCACUUGAAUGCCACAGAUUGCUGGAUGGCGAGCAUUUCACUAUCAAAGGAGACUUAAGAGGCAAAGGAAACUUUAUAAAGUCCAGUGACAAUGGGUCCUGGAUAAUAACCGGCCUAUAUGAAAAUGGAUUUCAAAUAUUCUGUUUGGAUAUCUAAACCGUUUCAAUUUAUUAUCAUUAUUAUUUCAAUAUACUUUAUUAUUGAUUAAAAUCUGUAAUGUAUGAUUAAAUAAUUAACUAUUUACAAUAACGUUUCUUAAAUAUAAUAAUAAUAAUAUAUACUUUGCGCUUA
Stomoxys calcitrans (stable fly) is the source of this 1842-nucleotide messenger RNA. RefSeq lists its product as uncharacterized. The coding region runs from base 349 to 1707 and encodes 452 amino acids. The record is from RefSeq and is a predicted model, not a curated record. Lineage: Eukaryota; Metazoa; Arthropoda; Insecta; Diptera; Muscidae. The transcript has 6 exons. Gene Ontology annotation, molecular function: protein binding.